Molecule: messenger RNA, 3527 nt
Organism: Strongylocentrotus purpuratus (purple sea urchin)
Lineage: Eukaryota; Metazoa; Echinodermata; Echinoidea; Camarodonta; Strongylocentrotidae
Gene: kri1
Product: protein KRI1 homolog
Exons: 16
Coding region: 74-2557 (827 amino acids)
Biological process (GO): endonucleolytic cleavage in ITS1 to separate SSU-rRNA from 5.8S rRNA and LSU-rRNA from tricistronic rRNA transcript (SSU-rRNA, 5.8S rRNA, LSU-rRNA)
Cellular component (GO): 90S preribosome; nucleolus
Source: RefSeq, a predicted model, not a curated record
UGUCGAUGGUGUAUCGGCAAACUUAGGACUCUGUUUAGGACGGUGUCGUGAAACAGUACAUUAAAAGCAAAGCAUGGGUGACGAAACUGCUGAAGUUGGUGUGGAAUUCGGCAUUAAUAAAAGUUAUGCACAGAAUUACAAUACAUGGAGGAGAAAAGAAGAACUGCAGAAAUAUAAAUUCAUAGAUAAAUAUGAUGUUUACGAUGAGGGAGAUGACUCCAACUCUGAGACUGAGGAUGAAGAUGCAGAGGGCCUCACCCCACAGAUUGAGAAAGACUUCCUCAAGACUCUGUCCAUCAUCAAAAGUAGAGACCCCAAGAUGUACACCAAAGAUGCCAAGUUUUACGAGAGUGAAGAUUCCAAUUCAGAAGAUGACCAGCCAGGUUCAUCACGCAGACCUAAGGAAUCAUCAAGGAAAGAGAAGCCAAUGUACCUGAAGGACUACGAGAGAAAGAUCAUCGUCGAGAAGGAAGGAAAGUUCACCGAUGAUGUAGAAGAUGAGGAUGAGAUAGAGGACGAUGCAGAGGAACGUGAGAGGGCCAUGUCUCCUACUUACGCCGAGGAGCAACAACGUCUCAAAGAUAGCUUCUUCUCAGCUGUCCAUGAUGAUGCUGACGAUGAUGAUGACGAUGAGGAGGAUGAUGGUGACAUCCUAACCAUGAAGAAAAAAUCAAAGGCCGAUGAGGAAGAGGAGGAGAAGAAGUACAUUGAAUGGUUGAAAGGAGCGAAGGAUUCCUUGGGGCAAGAUGGUACUGAUGCUGCACAGCUGGACCCACUGAGGAAGUUUUGGACCAAUCCUGCUCUCGACGAUGGAGAGAAAUUCCUGAGGGAUUUUAUUCUCAAUAAAGGUUACAUUGAUAAACACACAACCGGCAGGGAUGGCUUCCAUAUGGAAGAUGAUGAGGAUGAUGAUGAGGAUGAUGAUGAGGAGGAUAAGAUGGAAGGGGAAGAGGAAGAUUUCUCAGAAGAAGAACGACAGUUGGAAGAACAGGAAGAUUUUGAGAGGAAGUACAAUUUUAGAUACGAGGAGCCUGAUUCAGACUUUAUCAAGCGUUAUCCCAGGACGGUGGCCGAGUCAGUGAGGAGGAAAGACACCGGCAGAGCUGAGAAAAGACAGGACAAGAAAUCAAGACAAGAACAGGAAAAGCAGAAGAAAAAAGAGGAUCUCAAACACCUUAAGAACUUGAAGAAACAGGAGAUUAUGGAGCGCAUUGAUAAACUGAAGGAAGUGACGGGCAACGACACCAUCGGAUUCGACCCCGAUGACCUGGAAGGAGACUUUGACCCCACGGAACAUGACCGUCUUAUGCAGAAAGUUUUUAGCGGUGAAUACGAAGGUCAGGAUGAACAUGUCAAACCUCAGUUUGCUAAUGAGGAGGAAUUUAAAGAAGAGGAUUGGGACGAGUGGACAAGAACAAACCAGGGCGGUGGUGAAGCACACGAAGAGGACCAGGAGUAUUACGAUGAGGAGUACGAUGAGGAGAAUGGCGAGCCACAUUGUGACGAUCCAGAUUUCAAUAUGGAUGCAGACUGCAUGGAUCCCAGUCAGAGGCGAGAGCAGGCAAGAUGGAAUCUGGCCGACGAGAUGCUCGGGGCGAGCCGCAAGAAACGCAAGAAGAUGUCCAUGUUCGCCAAGUCACUGGUCAAGAAGAAGCCUGUAUUCAAUCCAGAGGACAAAUCAUUUGAGGAUUACAUCGAGGAGUACUAUCGCCUAGACUACGAAGACAUGAUCGGGGAUCUGCCCUGCCGCUUCAAGUACCGCAACGUCCCCGCCAACAACUUUGGCCUGACGACAAACGAGAUCCUCCACUCUCGAGAGAAGGAGUUGAACCAGUGGGCCUCAUUGAAGAAGACUUGUCAAUACAGAUCUGAAGAGGAGGAAAAGCGAGACAUUGCAUUAUUCCAGAAAAUUGGUCAGAAUGAGGGCAAAAAGAAGAGAAUAUUUCUCAGCUUGCAAGAGGAAAGUGACACUGAGGAAACAGAAGAUGCUGAUAGCGCCCAAACAAGAACGAAGCCAGAAUCCAGGCGGAAAGAUGGCAAAGAGCGCAAGGGUGGUCACAAACCAUCGGAAAGCAGAAGCAAUUCAUCCUCGAGGAAACAGUCUGCAGGAGCAGGAAAGACAAAGAAAGUGGCCAAAAGCGAUGAUGGAGAAAGCCUGUCCGAUACUGCGAAGGGAAGCAGAGUUCAGGCAGCGGAGUCAUCCAAUGGAACGAACACUCCCAGCCUCCUUAGCAUCAAGACAGCGGACAAUCAAAGACUGGAGACGGAAGUAGGAAGUGGAGAACAUUCUAUGUCGCAAGAAGUCAAAGCUGAAUCAUCAUCAAAUGUGCUAUCGUCGAGAGAGAAGAAGAAGCAGAGAAAAAAAGAGAUGAUUGCGAAACUGAAAGGAUUGAAGGCUCGGAAGAACGUGAAGCGUCUUCAGGGGAUGAGAGGGAGGGUGAAAGUCGGUGCAGGGACCGUCUCAGAAGCCCGGCUACGGGCGUACGGGAUCAACCCCAAGAAGCAUAGAUAUCACAUGAAUGAAGCUGCAAAGAAAAAUAGAUGUUUUAAAAAAUAAAUGCAUGUAUUUUAAAUUAUAUGAGUAUGAGAAGGACAAGAUUUUAAUUGGUAACUUAUCAAAUUAUGACAUCCUAUAUGUGCCUGAUAAUUUUUUUUUAAAGCCCCACUGUCCUACUUGUAGCUACUUGCUCCCUCUAUAUAGAAAACUUCCCCAAUCGGUGCCUGUUGGUCCUCCAUGAUCCUCUUUUUCUUAUGUUAGUUGAGAGCUGAGUUAAUGAGAUAGCCACCUGUCAGUGACCUCGCUGUGUGGUCUAAUACCUUCUGGCCCAGUAGUAUUGAUGGUCUUUAAAGUUGGGUGUGUUGGAGAAGUGAGGGUUAUAAAUUGGUAAACGUGUAAACCAUGCGACCACAUGUGACCGAAUUUACAUGAUCAUGAGAGGAGAAUAUCUCAGGAAAUAAACUGCUUCAGACAUUGUGAAUGGAUGUUCUGUUGACGUGGGGCAGUUCUCUAAAUACAUAACUUUUAGAGAUUCUCUAGAGAAAGUUUUAUCCAAUCCAAUCCAGUCUAACACAUGGGAGAUCUCACCCUACUUACUUUUUGUUGAAUAACUAUUUACCCAAUUCAAUAUUUAAUCACAUAUAGGUUUGGUAAUGUCUCAUUUAAGAUAUUCAUAAUAUUCUUAUUGUUCUCCCAGAUUUCUUUCGGAUUUUCACCGACCUGAUUCCCGUUUUUAUAAAAAAUUUGUUAUCAAUAACAAAUUACAAUCAUUUCUAUGAGCCUCUGAAAUUAAUUGGCUUAUGAGCAGAUUCGUGAUAGAAUUGUAGCAGUUUUUAUUGAUAACAAGUUUUAUGAAACAGGCCCCUGAUUUAUCGGUUUUCCCACAAGUCAACCGCUUGCAAUGAUCGGACUGCUGUUUACUCUGCAAAUAUACACAUCAGAAGGUUAAAUGGACAUUUCGGCAACCUGAAUUCUGUGUGUAAUUUGUAGUUAUUAAAUGAAAUUUUUAAUAAAUAAUUUUAUCAUCAAA